This is a messenger RNA of Vanderwaltozyma polyspora DSM 70294, 1050 nucleotides long. RefSeq names its product adenine deaminase (gene AAH1). The record is from RefSeq and is a predicted model, not a curated record. Gene Ontology annotation, biological process: purine ribonucleoside monophosphate biosynthetic process; adenine catabolic process; hypoxanthine salvage. Gene Ontology annotation, cellular component: nucleus; cytosol. The transcript has a single exon. Lineage: Eukaryota; Fungi; Ascomycota; Saccharomycetes; Saccharomycetales; Saccharomycetaceae. The coding region runs from base 1 to 1050 and encodes 349 amino acids. Gene Ontology annotation, molecular function: adenine deaminase activity.
AUGGUCCCUCUAGAAUUUUUAAAAGAACUGCCAAAGUGUGAACACCAUCUACAUAUCGAAGGUACUUUGGAACCUGAAUUGCUGUUCAAGUUCGCAAACAGAAAUAAAAUCACCCUACCAAAUGACUUCCCAACUACCGUCAAGGACUUGAAAGAUAAGUACAACUUCAACAACUUACAAGAGUUCUUGGACUUGUACUACGUGGGUGCUAACGUAUUGAUCACAGAACAGGAUUUCUACGAACUAACAAUGGCUUACUUUAAAAGAGUCUCAAAACAAGGUCUAGUCCACGCUGAAAUCUUCUACGACCCACAAACUCAUACUUCAAGAGAUAUCUCCUUGGAUAUCGUCACUCGUGGUAUCGAAAGAGCUUGUAAAGAUGCUCAAAAGCAAUUCGGCGUCACCUACAAAAUUAUCAUGUGUCUAUUAAGACACACCGACCCAAAGGAUUGCUCCUCUUUAAUCGACGAUGCUGCCAAGUACAUCAAAGAUGGUACUAUCUCAGGUAUUGGUUUGGAUUCUUCUGAGAAAAACUUCCCUCCUGCUUUGUUUGUUGAAUGUUAUGAAAAGGCAAUUAAACUAAACCCUGACAUCAAACUAACUGCCCAUGCUGGUGAAGAAGGCCCUGCCUCUUACGUCUCAGACGCCUUGGAUCUAUUGAAGGUUCAUAGAAUCGAUCAUGGUGUCAGAAGUGCUGAUGACGACGCUUUGUUGGAAAGAUUAGCUGAAGAAAAAAUUAUGUUGUCUAUUUGUCCUUUAUCAAAUGUUAAAUUACAAGUCGUAGAAAAAGUCUCCCAAUUGCCAUUACAAAAAUUCUUAGACUAUGGUGUCCCUUUCUCUAUCAAUUCUGAUGACCCUGCUUACUUUGGUGGUUACCUUUUAGAUAAUUACAUUCAAUUGUCAAAGGAAUACCCACAAUGGGGGUUCUUCACUUGGGGCCAAAUCGUUAAGAAUGGUAUCACCCACUCUUGGAUAGAUGAAAAGAGAAAAGAAGAAUUGAUUAAUGAAGUCGAUGGUAUCAUUACAAAAUAUGUCAACAGAUCCGGAUGA